Anoplophora glabripennis (Asian longhorned beetle) is the source of this 2109-nucleotide messenger RNA. RefSeq lists its product as uncharacterized. Gene Ontology annotation, cellular component: sarcolemma. The transcript is spliced from 12 exons. NCBI's taxonomy places the organism in Eukaryota, Metazoa, Arthropoda, Insecta, Coleoptera, Cerambycidae. Bases 1 to 2109 code for a protein of 702 amino acids. The record is from RefSeq and is a predicted model, not a curated record. Gene Ontology annotation, molecular function: cAMP binding.
AUGCCCUCCAAUGCUGAAAGCGGGCUCCAGCCGAACCAGGAAAGACCCCAUACCCUGUAUGUGGGUCCUUCGGGGUUCAACGUGUCCUGGCCGGUGGGGGACAAGAACAUCUCCUACACCAUCCCAUCAGAGACUUGGUGGCCUUGGUGUGACUAUUGGAAGGAUCCUCAACACAUCCUCUACCAGCUGGCGAAUUUUUGUUUCGUCCUAGCCUAUUCGUCAACAUGUUCCAAGAGAGGUGUACUCUUCAUGCACUGUUGGCUGAUAUUAGGCUUGAUGCUGUUCUCCACAUGGGCAUGGAACAUCAUCUGUGCCCCCGACGUGUUCACUUGGAACUUCGCCUUCAUGCUGAUGAACAUGGCUCAAGUUUUCCACAUCCUCUACCAGCUAAGACCGGUCAAGUUCGAUCCUGAGCUGGAGGAGGUUUACCAUACCCUCUUUGAACCCUUUAAACUUACCAGGUUGCAGUUUAAGAGGAUGGUGAGCUCGGACUUUGCUCAGAUCAUGUCGCUGCACGCCGGGGAGGCGUACGCUGUGCAAAACUUGACAAGGACGGAUAGGUUGGGCCUGUUGCUGUCAGGUAAGGUGAACGUCCUUUCGAACAACCAGUUCCUGCACCCCAUCCUCCCUUGCGAAUUCCUGGAUUCUCCAGAAUUUGAGUCCAGCAGAAACACGGUAGAUGACAAAUUUAAGGUGUCGAUAGUAGCAUCCAGUACGUGCAGGUACCUCUACUGGCAACGUUCAUCUUUGGAGUACCUCUUCGUCAAGGACACCUACAUAGCCACGGUGCUGACGACCAUCAUCGCCAGGGACAUUGCCACGAAACUCUACGCGAUGAAUAAUAAGAUUGUGACUGCCAAAGGUUCGCAUCUAGACAUAAGGCUGCCCAGCAUUACUUCCUCUCUGACUUCUGGUGGAGAAUACAAGUCACCCAUUCGUACAAAGAAAGCCAAUGGAGGCGUGUGCAUGUCCCCAGAAACAUUUUCCAACGAGUCCCGACACAGGUACCGCGAAAACGGCAACAUCUCCCAGAACUGCUACCUCAGCGAGAUGGAGCCGCUCACCGAGCUGCCCUCCACCGACGACUUGACCUCCAACGACGUGGAGAGCUGGCUGGAGACGAGCUCCAAGUACCACAGCUGCGAAAUUGUGGACAUGGAAGCACUGCUGUCGAUCGGCUACUUCUUCCUGACGAUCUGGGGUGGCGUGGAGGUGUGCGCCCCCGACAUCCUGCUGUGGAACCUGGUGAUAGUCCUGCUGAACGUCACCCACACGGCUCUGCUGACGUGGAAGUUUCUACCGCCGACGCUCACUUUAGAGCUGACGGAUUUGUACCUUAAGAUGUUCAAACCCCUUCGGGUCAGCAAGAAGCACUUCAAGGAGUUGGUGAAGGAAGCGAAGGUCAUGAACUUAGAACAGGGCGACAUCUACGCCGUAGAAGAUGUCAGCCCGGCUGACGAAAGGCUGUCAAUAUUGCUCAAAGGAAGAUUGCGCGUAACCUGUGACGACACGCACCUGCACUUCAUCGGCACCCACCAGUUCGUGGAUUCGCCCGAGUGGGAGGCCAACCACGAGCAAUCGGACGACGUGUUCCAAGUGACAAUCACCGCCGAAGAGGACAGCGUGUACCUCUGCUGGCCCAGGAUGAAGCUGGAGAGGGUGCUUAGGCACAGGCCUAUGCUCAAGGUCGUGCUGGACUCUAUUAUAGGUAAAGACAUAACGCAGAAGCUGUACGCCCUCAACGAACAUCUCAGCGGGUUGAGCGACGAGAGGGAACGGGGCAAAAGGAACCGGAUAUGGGCGAAGACCCACAACCGUAGCAUGUCCAUGGACGCAGUCAACACGGGCACCACCGGCUUGGUUAGGUCCCAGUCGUAUAAGUCUACGCACAGGAAUAAUUCCAGUCGAGCAGAUCGUUCCCUGGGCAAGCUGGAGACCCAGUGCUGGGUCCCCCUGGUGGCCAAGCAGUUCCCCGCCAAGUCGCCCUUCAACCCCCAGAACUCGUCGGCCAGCCUGCGCGUCCCCGACGUCCACACCACCCCGCAGAGGAGCCGGUCCCUGCGCAAGGCCAACCGCGAGGUGAAGUUUGAGACAACGCAGCAGAAAUAG